This is a messenger RNA of Numida meleagris (helmeted guineafowl), 2478 nucleotides long. It is a transcript of the gene RUFY4, whose product is annotated as RUN and FYVE domain containing 4. Gene Ontology annotation, biological process: positive regulation of autophagosome maturation; plus-end-directed vesicle transport along microtubule. NCBI's taxonomy places the organism in Eukaryota, Metazoa, Chordata, Aves, Galliformes, Numididae. The record is from RefSeq and is a predicted model, not a curated record. The transcript is spliced from 9 exons. The coding region runs from base 178 to 1881 and encodes 567 amino acids. Gene Ontology annotation, cellular component: autophagosome; lysosome; late endosome.
GCUUUCACUUUGGUGCCGAGCUCAAACCCUGGCUGGAGGUGGUGGUGCUCCUGGCCUCCCUGGCAUUAAAGGUACGAAAGGAGAAGGAACGUGGGCGUGGGGAGCAGCGAGAGGACAGCAGCACCCAGCAGCACCUCAGGGCACCCCACGGCUCCCCAGAACCCCAGGGCUGGAGCCAUGGCAGGGGACAGGGAGCUCAGACACGUCAUCAAGGACCUGCAGAAGACCAUUGCUGAGCUGAACCGCAGCUACAGGGAUCAGAACCUGCCGGUGACGGACGGCAGCCGGGAGCUGCACAGCCUCUGUGCCCAGCUGGAGUUCCUCCUGCAGUUCGACCUUAAGGAGAAAAAGAGCUUCUUUGGGCAGCGCAAGGACUACUGGGACUUCUUGUGCCAGGGCCUGGCACGGUGCCGGCAGGAGCACGAGGGCAUCCGCUUUGUCACCUCGCUGGACAAGGUGGGCACGGGCCAGCAGAGGGGACUCACAGGGCACCCCCUGGGUGGGCAUGGUCACACACACGGUGCACGGGCUGUGCUGGGAGGGCAGGUUGGCAUGGCAGUGCUGCAUAACCCCUGCUUCCCCCCCAAGCUGAAGACCCCUGUGGGCAGGGGCCGUGCCUUCCUGCGCUACUGCCUGGUGCACCGGCAGCUGGCUGAGUCCCUGCAGCUCUGCCUGCUCGACCCUGAGAGCCUCAGCGAGUGGUACUACGCCCGCAGCCCCUUCUUGAGCCCCCAGCAGCGAGCUGAGAUCCUGGGCAGCCUGUAUGAGCUGGACGGCAUCACCUUCCACCUAGCCCUGCACAGGGCCGACCUGGACACUGCAUGGCCCAUGUUCUCCGAGACACUGGUGCGGCCCAGUGCGGUGGAGAUGGCCCCGCAGAUAGAAGGUAGCAGCACAGAGGCACACGGAUGUCCUGAUGGCAUUGCCCAGCCCAUUGCAGUGCCCCACAGGGUGCCAGCCUGUCCCAGCCCACAGGCAGGGGGUGAGGAGGAAGAUGAUGUGGAAGGAGAAGAGGAUGGAGAGGAAGACAUGGAAGACGACGAAAAGGAGGAGGACGUGCGCAGCACUGCCGAGGCACAACAUAGCACCAACGGGGAUCCCAACCUGACCCCAACACCCGACACAGGGCUCACACCCAGCUCCCCAGCCUGUAGCGGGAUGGAGGCAUCCCUGCGUGUGCAGGUGUCCCAGCUGCGCGCCGAGCUGGGGCGGCAGGAGGAGGCCUGGCGGGCGCUGGCAGCCCAGCUGGCACGGGAGGAGCGGCAGCACAGGCAGAAAGAGGAGCGCAGUGCCCGACAGGUCCAGCUGUGGGCCCACGAGGCCGAGGCGCUGCGGGACACCAACGCCUUCCUCAGCCGAACGCUGGCCGAGGCGGCAGGUGGCCCGGGGGGGCUGGCACAGGCGCAGGAGGAGGCUCGGCGGUGGCGGGAGGUGGCGGAGGAGCGGGCAGCACGGCUGGACGAGGCAAUGGCAGAGGCGGCGGUGCUGACCUUGCGCCUGCAGGAGUGCCAGGCUGCAAUGCAGGCACGGGGACAGACAGACACCCCAGCCCAGAUGGCCGUCCUGGAGGAGGUGCUGCGGCGGGCACUGGAGCUCUCCCAUGGUCCUCUGAUGGACAAUCAGGAAGAGGGGCACCCCAGCACGGCUGCUGGCAUGGCAAUGCCCUGGUCACAGCAAUGCAGGAGGAGGCCUUGCAGAGCAGGCAGCAGAUCCAGGCCCUGCGGGAGGACGUGGUGCGGCUGCAGGAGCAGCUCAGCAGGGCUCGUCAGGACGGGGAGCGCUGGGCAUCAGCCCUGCAGCGAACACAGCGGGAGGCGCAGGAGAGGGAGGCCAUGCGUGGCGCAGAGCAGGCACGACAGCAGGAGCUCAUCCGCGACAUGAAGGGGCGGCUGCUGGAGCUGCUGCGGUGAGAGCAGGGUCCUGAUCCCCCUCACCUGCCCUCCGCGCACAUCCUGCCACCCCCUCCAGUGGGUGUGCAGCCACGCAUGCACGAUUGCUCCCAAAGCCCUUUGCCCAGAGGAGGGCACCAGAGCCCAGGGAAAUCCCACUUGCCACCUUGGGUAGGCUUGGCGCCCAUCUUGGGUGCCCAAAUGAGGCGCCCACCUUAGCUCACCCACAUCAGGCCAUGAUCCCAGACCCCUAACCCUGCGUGGACAGUGUGGAGACAGCAGCAGUGACACUGCUAUACAUGGGUUAUGAGAUAAAUCUGGGCACAUCCAGCAGCUGCGGAGGGGCUGUUGCACAGAGCCCGUCAAACACAGGAGCACACACACACAUACUGAUUGCACAUGCAACCACCCCCAAUGGCCCGGUAUCCCACUGGGGGUGACCCAUCCCCUCCCUGCAGAGAGAAGGAUGCCCUGUGGCAGAAGACAGAGGGCAUUGACCCGCAGGCACCCAUCCCAGCACCCCGCGAUGUGGGGCUGUGCGCCCGCUGUGGCAAGGAUUUCCGCCUCCUGUCCCGGCGCUACAGCUGCA